GCCUUUUGCUUCUUCAUCGAGAUGGGGGGAGGGAGUGCUCCCCACUUGUCACCCCUAUCCCGGCCAGAGCCAUAUGGAGGAAGAGCAGUCAGGUCCCCACUUACCUGUUCCUGCACCUCCCUGCCUCCCUCAUGUUUUCCUUAAGUCUCCCCCAGAGGUGUGGGGCUGGGACCUGCGGGGAAUGUCCCCAGGGGAUUUGUGACUCUCCUCCCCCUUGGCCUGACUUGAUCCUAGGUUCUCCAGCUUUCAGCACAGCCUCAGCAUCCCUAAAACCCGAAUGUCAGGAGUUACUGCCAUCCAAUAGGAUAUGGGGUGGGAGCCCAAUAUUUAUUUUAGGGGGCUAAUGGUGGAGAGAAAACCUGGAUUGAAAGUUGGGCCUGGUGGGGUUUUGGGGAGGGCCUAGCGGCCUGCUGCUCUAUGAAGGGCUGAGCCCGGUGCCAGUUGUUGAGCUGAGAAGUUUUAACUUUUUAGUGAAUGUUCAGGGCCGUUUCUGCCCCUCAGAUAUACAAAAUGGAAGGGGAAGGAAGGCGGCAAGAGAGGGCUUCUUACACUUUUUUCUAUGCUUGCCUGAGAAAGAGGAGGCCCCUCGCGGAGCUGGUUUGCCUUCUUUUGUGUCCUGGUUUGAUUCCUUAUGGCUUCCGUUCUGUUCCCCCUCUCAGCCUGGCCUGUUUUAGGAAACUCAGGCUGAGAGUAUGAGUUGUGUGGUGGUAGUUGUAUUGUUCCAGUUACCACCGUGUGUGGCCACAUCCCAACAAUUAAAAUGCAGAAAAAUACAAAAUCACUCUCUUCACUUGAUCCCAGAGAGAGCUGGGAGUUUGCUGUUUGGCCAAAUGCCUCAUGAACAGCUUGAAAGAAUUUGCUUCACUCCCUGCUCAUGGCUGGUCAGCCUGAGGCCUAGGGUCUCCGGGGUAAAAGCCUGCAGUUAGGUUCCCUCUCUGGUUGCUCUUUGAGGGCAGAGUUAAGAAACCAAGAGCAGAAGUGAUAUAAGGUUUAGCUUCUCCCACAGGGACAUAGGGGAAGCAGUUGAAGGGAGCUCUCAGGAAGCUGGAACUUGGUUCAGGGUGGUAAUAAUAAUUAUGCGUGACAAUGGUAGUUAACUGUAAUGAUGAUUGACUUUUCUCACACCUUUUUUCAAAAAAACUCCAAGUACCUCCACGUGUAUUUCUUUGCUCUUCCUUAUGGCCUGCCUCCCCAUGAGGUGGGAAUGGGGCAGAGAUGAUCCCUCCUUUUUGCAAAAGUAGAAAGUGAUCUGCCCCCAAGGUCACAGAAGAGCCUUUUUGGGUCUCUCUUGGUAUGCAGAUCAGGGAGGUGGGCAUCUAGCCAAAUAGAUAAACUUGGACUGCCUUCUUCAUCUUAAUGAUAGCAUCACUUGUGGCAUUCUGAGGCUUUGUAGAGCAACAAACAGGAGGGUUGAGAAAUGGCAGUUUGUGUGGACUCCUGAUUUGUACAGAUCAGAUGGUAUGCUUUUUACAUUUUGAUAUUUUAUGUUUUAUUGUCCCUGUGACAGAUUAUUCUGCCCAUUCUACAUAUGGGUAAACAGGUCAAGAAAGGUUAAAUGAUUUGACAAAACUGUCACAGCAAAUCCGAUCAAGAUUUAGGUUUCUUGAUAGAUUGUUCUCUCUACUAGCAAAUGCUACAUACACUCUCUGGUGAGCUGUCUGCUUGCUGAUCAUUGCCAAUUUCUGGGAAUUGGCAAUACUAUAUCGAAACACUAGGUUAACCUCUCCUCCUCCCUUGAGCAUGGCCCCUCAAGCAAUUGUGUGGGCUUGAAGCCUGUUCUCUGAUAGAAGUAGUUUGCUUCUACUGUAAUUGACUGUGAGAAAGAGUCUUGAUUAAUUGUAUCCAUGGUCUUUGAGUCAGAUCAGGCUAAAAACUUAGUUGAGUGAAGUCAUAGAGUUGUUUUUAACAUCUAUGGAGUUGAAAUGUAACUGGAAUUACCCUGGUACCAUUUCCUUAUCCUCUCACCAUUUUUAAGAGAAUAUAUACAGUAUCUCUUGAAAACAAUAAUAUAUCAACUGUUCAGGCUAACAGAGAACAUAAAACCUUGUUUACUCUGAUUGGUCUGAAGCUGAAAGUCAUUCCUACAACCACUGCUCCUCCCUGUUCCCUAUUACUAUUUCUGUAGUUUAGGAAAAAGGUACCUCUGUUUGCUUGUGCCUGGAAGAUAAAGACAAUAUUGGGCUAAUCAGGAUAGAAGUAACCAUUUGGGCAUCCCUCUCUCUCAUUUGAGCUGUUUUUGAAGUGCUGGUAUUCUGGGUAGACAGAGCAGAGCAUGAACCAGGUUAGGAGCAGCAAAUAGGUUUCAACUUGCUUGCCAACUCCAGUUCAUUUUAGUGGUUAUCUGGAGUGCCAAGUUCAGAAUGUUUCUGAAGCUAUGUUUAGGCUUAGCAGGAGAGAGCUGUGAUCAAUUAAUGAUGUCUGCCGGAGGCCUGGCAUAGGGAUGCUGUGGUAUGUAUGCCAUGCAUUUUCCAUCUCUGGACCAGGUACAUCUCUAAUAUCACUUGGGGCUGGUCCCUCUGUAAUUGGCAGACUCAGCAGGCAUGACUGGAGAGGGAAGUCCCAAUGGUGCUAGAAUGGUGCUGCAGUGGCAGAAGACGGCUCACGAGUGAGGUCUGGAAGAACGACAGGGAAGACAUCCAUCAUUUGCUCCAAAGUGUGCAAGUCAAAUCCUGGGGAGAAUCAUGAUAACCCUGAUCACUGAGCAGCUACAGAAGCAGACUCUGGAUGAGCUGAAAUGCACACGCUUCAGCAUCAGUCUGCCUUUGCCUGAUCAUGCAGACAUCUCCAAUUGUGGGAACCCUUUCCAGCUUGUGUCUGAAGGUGCUUCCUGGAGGGGCCUGCCCCACUGUUCCUGUGCUGAGUUCCAGGACAGCCUCAACCUCAGCUACCACCCCUCUGGCUUAAGCCUGCACCUCAGACCACCCAGCCGGGGAAGUUCCCCAAAGGAGCAGCAGCCCCUCUCCCAAGUCCUAAGCCCUGAGCCCCCAGACCCAGAGAAGCUUCCUGUGCCCCCUGCUCCUCCAUCCAAGAGGCACUGCCGCUCACUCUCAGUGCCCGUGGACCUGUCUCGCUGGCAGCCAGUGUGGCGGCCCGCCCCCUCCAAGCUGUGGACUCCCAUCAAGCACCGGGGCAGUGGUGGAGGGGGUGGGCCGCAGGUGCCUCACCAGAGCCCCCCAAAGCGGGUCUCCAGCCUCAGGUUCCUCCAAGCUCCCAGUGCCUCUUCUCAAUGUGCCCCAGCUCACAGACCCUACAGCCCCCCUUUCUUCAGCCUGGCCCUGGCCCAAGAUUCCUCUCGACCUUGUGCCGCCUCCCCACAAAGUGGCUCCUGGGAGAGUGAUGCUGAGUCCCUGUCACCUUGCCCACCCCAGCGCCGCUUCUCUCUGUCACCCAGCCUGGGCCCACAGGCAAGCCGCUUCUUGCCCUCUGCCCGGAGUUCCCCCGCGUCCUCCCCAGAGCUGCCCUGGCGACCUCGAGGCCUCCGGAAUCUUCCCCGAAGCCGCUCACAGCCUUGUGAUCUGGAUGCCCGCAAAGCUGGGGUCAAGCGGCGCCAUGAGGAGGAUCCCCGGCGGCUGCGGCCUUCCUUGGACUUUGACAAGAUGAAUCAGAAACCAUACUCAGGAGGUCUCUGUCUCCAAGAAACAGCCCGGGAAGGCAGCAGCAUCUCUCCACCAUGGUUCAUGGCCUGUAGCCCCCCACCCCUCUCUGCUUCCUGCAGCCCCAUUGGGGGUUCCUCCCAGGUGCUGAGUGAAAGCGAAGAGGAAGAGGAGGGGGCUGUGCGGUGGGGGCGGCAGGCGCUGAGCAAGCGGACACUGUGCCAGCAGGACUUUGGGGACCUGGACUUGAAUCUGAUUGAGGAGAACUAAAACAGAGAGGCUACUUCCUGGGGCCACACAGACUGACUCUCUUAUGGCUACUAACAAGUGUCGAGGCCCCAAGGCCGGGAGUCCAGCCUGGGAAUGGGGGUGAGUGGAGGGCUCCCUCUCAGGGCAGCUGGAAAUCUUCUCGCUCCAGGAAGCUCGACCGUGCUGAGAGACUGGCCAGGACAAGAUAAACGGAGCUGGUGGCGGGAGGGACAGCCCCAGAGCAGACCCUUCCCAUGGCGGCCCUGAGUGUGAGUAUCCCUGCCACCGAGAAAGCAGUGGGGCAGGGAAGGAAGGGGUCUGCUGACCCCAGCUCGGGGAAUUUCACUAGCCCGUUUGCUUCAAAGGGCACUUGUGUCUUAGAAUUUGGCCAGGGUGGGGGAUCAUUCAGCCUCCUUGGAGAAAUUGUGUGUGAGUGUGUGCAUGCAUGGGAGUAUACUUGAGGAAAGGUGUGUUUGCAUAGCCUUAGGGAAGGAAGGCAGUUGCUCCUUAACAGCAGAGCAUCAUGAUACCCCCAGGAUCCUGAGUUUCCACGGGACAGUGGCGUGUUCAAGGAGUCAAGAGGAGGGCACCAAGUUUUUCUUUUUUCUAAGUAGCUCUGGAACCAGGCUUGUAAUCCAUAAGUACCACUGGCUCUGCAAAGGAUUCUGUUUUGGGUUACAGCAGGGUCUUUUAAAUGCUGUGACUUCAUCUAAUGGUCUUUUCCUCAGGCUCACCCUUUCACCUAGAUAGAUCUAGUAUUAGGGGCUGGAGAGGGCUCUCCACAUUGAUUCUCAGCUGGCCUUUUUUUCUCAUGAGAUUGCCUAGGCUGUAUACAACCUGCCUUUCUCAUUCUCUGAAUAGAUGCAAGCACAUGUGGGCAACUGAGGCAAGGUUGAAGGGCUCCAUCUCUCUCUUUCCCUCUCUACUGACGGGAAGUUUUUCCUAUCACUUUCUGCCCUUCGAGGGUCAAGAACAAGGAAGGAAGGCCCUGUAGUGGUCCCCAACAUCUAUUGAGGCUGACCUGCAGCAGGAGAAGUCACAUUCACUGCCCAGCAGACAUGGGUGAGCUCACCAUAGCACUGCCCUUUGGAAGCAGACUGUAGGGAAACCUGUUGUUAUAAGAUCCAGGCCUAGCCUCUUUUCUGACCUGCUUGAGAAAGAGGAAGGGGAUGUUAGCAUUUACUAGUUUGCUUGCCUUCCACUCCUGCCAGGAAAUGUUUAUUUGCCUCUAAGUGGCCCUGAGAGACCUCAGGGAGGUUGGGGCUCACUGAGGGAUUGGCUGAGAUAUGUAAAGCAAAGGCUGUGAGAAGCAGCUGGGAGUUUGUUGUUGUUGUUGGAUUGAAUUUCCUUUUUUGUUACUCACCCAUAACUUGAGCCAGGGCAGCGGGUCCCAGUGGCCACAGUGAUGGGUUUAAGGACUGCAGGAGCCUUGGUAGGGCUGGCACCAUUGGAGAUGCGUACUGAAGCUGCUGCCACAAUAGCUUGGGAGGCUUUGUCCAGCUUUGGUUAGACUCUCUACAACCAAAUUGGACCUGCCCUUCCUGUUUAUUGGAAGAAAGGCAUUUUUCUCUUCAAUUUCCAGGGUGUCUUAGGACCGAAUUCCUCAUAUUAGGGAAGAAGACCAAAGUCUAUGUGUUUUCUUCCUUGUGGAAUUGAACCUGUCAUUUUCUGGGUCUCCCACAUGUCAGAUAGGAGCAUCAAUGGGGCUCCAGCCUCUUGGCCUCCACUCCAGAGGAGAUGCUCAUUUCUUCUUGAGCCUCUGGCCCUCAGAGGUUAUACCCUUCCAUGGUUCCUCCCCUUCUCCUGCUAGUUACCACGUAUUAUCAGUGAGCUACCAGGUCUGUAGGGACCUGAGAGAAGCUCUCUGGAGAAUCAAGGGAAACUGUGAGCCCAGGAGUUGCCCAUCCUUGGUUUCAUCCCUCCCCUGGCUCUUCUCCCUCUGUAGGCCAUGAUUUCCCUGGUGCCAGCUUCUUUUCCUCCUGGGGCAUCCUCAUCCCUGGGCUCUCUGCUGCAGAUUGGCUGUGCCAGCUUCCAAAAGGCCACUGGCAAUGCCAACUGGGUCUCUGCAGGGCCUAAGCUGAAGAAGUAAAGGCAGUAUUUCUGCCUCUACCCUGGCUUCUCCAAAGCCCUUGGGCACCAUCCUUAGGGGAGAAGGUCUAUAGAUACCAUAUUUGAAUUCCAUUACUUUAAGACUGGAAAGUUAAACUAGUUGGAACUAUCAUCCUGCUUCCCAAUCUAAGCAUCUGUGGCCCUGGGACAAGCCUUUUCAAGAAGUGGUUCAUUUUGCUUUACACAAUAGAUCUGUUUCAACAGUUCUCUGUAAACCAAAUGCUAUUUUUCGAUGCAUUUGGACUGCUGACCAUUUAAAAGCAGCCUGUGAUUGCUGCUUUUGUAAAGCAAGCAACCUCCCUCUACUUUAGCAGUUUUGACUAUUUGGGUUUUCACGUAUUGGGCUUACCCAGAGUGGAGCACACCUCUACAGGGCUGUGGUUGACGCUGGGUAGACAUCUGCAUCUGUGUUGUGUGUGUGGUGUGGCUGACCAGUAGGUGAGUAUUCCCGCGUGUGUGAGUGAAGCCACUCCCAGGCUGGUGCUCUCCUCCUGUCCCCAGUGACUGCCCAGUGGCAGCUCCAGCUGCCCUUCACUCCCACCUGCUGCCAAAGUCCCUGUGCUAAUGGGAUUACAAAUACAAAAAGUGGAAAAAAAAUUUUCGUAAACUUUGUUUUAUAUUAAAAAAAAUCCAUAAGUCUGUGUGUGUUAAACAUGAGGUCCUGCCUCUGUGGCUGUGUUUGAAAAAAUAAAGUUUUAUUAGAAUAAUCCAUUUUCCCAAGCAA
This is a messenger RNA of Diceros bicornis minor, 6675 nucleotides long. RefSeq names its product family with sequence similarity 53 member C (gene FAM53C). Bases 2682 to 3863 code for a protein of 393 amino acids. Gene Ontology annotation, cellular component: nucleus. The transcript has 4 exons. The record is from RefSeq and is a predicted model, not a curated record. NCBI's taxonomy places the organism in Eukaryota, Metazoa, Chordata, Mammalia, Perissodactyla, Rhinocerotidae. Gene Ontology annotation, biological process: protein import into nucleus.